AUGGAAGAAGAAGGGGAAGAUUCGUCACCAUUUUGGCUAGAAAGCACCACCAAUCUCCGCCGUGUUGACCGCUAUCGCCGCCGUGUAUCAUCUCUCUUCUUCAACUUUGGAGUCUUGGUCAUACUUCUGCUGAUAACCGCAGUUUUCUUACUUGUUUUCAUAAUACCUUCUCUUCUAUCUCUUACUACCCACAUCUUCAGACCAAAUACAGUGAGAAAAAGCUGGGAAUCGGUUAAUAUAGUGCUGGUUUUAUUUGCGAUUGCUUUCGGAUUUCUGAGUAGAAACAAGAAUGAUGACACGAAUCUUCAUGAAUAUCAUCGAGGUGAUUCUAACAUCACAAGCUCAGACCAAAAAUCCAGCCCAUCAACCCCACAUCAAUGGUAUGAUCUUCCAGAUCGGCCGGUGUACAAUAAUUCCAGCAAUGGGAUAGGUGGUUUGAGAAGGAAUAGCAGCUCAUACCCUGAUCUACGUGAGGUUUCAUCGCCGUGGGUCAGCUAUGAUGAUCUGCGGCGAUUUUCCGACGAUACCCAAGUGGAAGCUUAUCGUAUCUUUGACUCUGAUCAGCUUCAUCGUCAAUGGAGCUGGAAAGAGCUCGACAGACCACAUUCUAAUUCCAAGAAAAUGGAUGUUGAUAAGGAAGUUUCAUUUACUCAGCCACCAACCCCGUCGCCUCCUCCGCCACAGCCACCGACUCCGCCGCCAGCAGUCAAACAUAUGGCCAAGAGAACAUAUCAAAGUGUUGCACAAAAAGAGAGAUCGAACAAAAAAUCAGACAAUGACUCAGAACGCAAUGAACCCAAAACACCGCCACAGACUCCACUACCUCCGCCACCGCCACCGCCACCAUCGGUGGAACAAACCGAGCAAAAGAGAAGCAGAAGUGGCCGGAAAAGAACUGGGGCAAAUGCUACCAAAGAUUUCUUGACCUCACUCUAUCACAAGAAGAAGAAAAAGCAGAGACAAAGCAGUGUCGAAAACUUCGAUACUCUCCUUCAUCAGUCUCAAACUCCACCUCUUCAUUUCCAAUUACCACCACCAUCACCACCACCACCACCACCACCUCCUCCUCCUCCACCGCCACCUUCAGUCUUCCACAAUCUCUUCUCAUCCAAAAAAGAGAAUAGACGAAGAACUCUUUUAGCUCCGCCGCCACCACUCAUUGAAGCGCGUGCAUCAAAACCCAUAACCCAGAUUGCACCAGUCACCACCCACGAACCUCCAUUACCGGCAAAGAUCAACAAUUUCUACAUCACCGAAGAAAAUUCAAACAGCGGCGGAGAAUCACCACUGAUUCGAAUACCGCCACCUCCACCACUACCCCCGUUCAAAAUACCAGCCUGGAAGUUUGUGGUGCAAGGUGACUAUGUCAGGGUACGAAGCUUCAAUAGCUCUCGCAGUGGCUCUCCAGAUCCGGAUGAUCCCGGUUCACCGAGUAGCAUAUCAAGUGAAUCACAUGGCACAACACCUACAUUGGACGCUGCUGCUGCUGCGACGGCGGAGGCGGUGUUUUGUCCGAGCCCAGACGUGAACAUGAAAGCUGACAACUUCAUUGCAAAGUUCAAGGCUGGGUUGAAGCUUGAGAAGAUGGAUUCAAUCAACCAAAGACUUGGGGUGGGCUUGUCUAAUCUAGGCCCACGAACUGGCCCAAGUCAUGUUUGAACCUUUAGUAUAUAUUUUUUUUUUUGGAUAUUGACAUUUUAAUAUUUUUCGUGUAUUUUGCGAAUAUUGUGCUGAUUUUGG
Ilex paraguariensis (yerba mate) is the source of this 1740-nucleotide messenger RNA. The record is from the annotation of a GenBank genome assembly. NCBI's taxonomy places the organism in Eukaryota, Viridiplantae, Streptophyta, Magnoliopsida, Aquifoliales, Aquifoliaceae.